AUGAACUCCACGACAGACAGCUCCGAGAAAGGCUAUGCAGCAGCUGUAUAUCUGCGUUGUGACUAUGGGGAGGCAGUUCAAUGCCAUCUUAUAACUGCAAAAACCAAGGUAUCGCCUCUCAAGCGAGUGACAAUCCCACGUCUAGAGUUGUGUGGGGCAGUAUUAGCCGCUCAACUGUUACAUCACGUCCACGAAGUCUACCAGCCUCUACUCUCCAUCUCUGCGAUGCACGCCUGGACAGACUCAAAUACCACCCUCGCGUGGAUAAAAUCCUCCCCACACAAAUGGGCUACGUUCGUUGCAAACAGAACCAGCCAGCUUCAGAGUCUCACACCACCAUCAUUAUGGCGAUACGUCCCGACAGGUGAUAACCCAGUUGACUGUGCCUCGCGUGGACUCUACCCGAACGAGCUACACCAUCCAAUGUGGUGGAGCGGACCCGCCUUCUUGGUCCAGGAUGACAGCGCUUGGCCACCAAUGUCUACGCCUGAUAUGCUUGGUCCUAUAAUCAGCGAGGCACGGCCUAUCACUCUACUAUCAACCUCGGAAACAAGCAUCUUCGAUCAGCUGUUCCUUCGCCACUCGUCAUUGAAGAAGAUCAUCCGUAUAAUUGCAUACUGUAUACGAUUUUUUACGGACAUUAACCCACUAGCUGUCAACCCAUCACCUUCUGAACAACUUCACGCACUUGAAAUUAUCAUUAUCGCAGUGCAGAAGCAAUCUUUUUCCGAUGAACACAGUUAUCUUAGAGAUCAAAAUCAUCAAAGUCAAAGCAAACUGCGUGCUUUAAAUCCUUUUCUUGAUGAUCAUGGUAUUAUCCGAGUUGGAGGUCGACUGAUUCACGCGGACAUUCCGUACGAACAGAAACAUCCGAUCCUUCUGCCUCGGUCACAUCGACUCACUGACCUGAUCAUCGAUGACUACCAUCAGCAUCACAAACAUCCUGGAGCCACAACAUUACAAACCAUCAUACAACAACAAUACUGGAUUGUAGCAAGUCGCCAGAUCAUUCGAUCUCGACUCCGUACCUGUAUUUCCUGUUACCGACUCCGUCCUCGUGGACUUCAACCAUUGAUAGGAAACCUACCGAAAUUCAGACUACAACAAGUAAAACCUUUUUUAGUCACAGGAGUUGAUUAUGCUGGUCCUAUAUCGUUAAGAACGUCAACAACCCGCAGAACUGUAUCAUGCCAGGCAUACAUCUGUCUGUUCGUUUGUAUGACCACAAAGGCGCUACAUCUAGAACUCGCUUCAGACUUAUCCACAGAAACAUUCCUUAUGGCUCUAUGUCGAUUCAUUUCACGCAGGGGCCCGAUUCAGGAAAUCCACAGCGACUGUGGCACCAACUUUGUGGGUGCUGCCAAUUUGUUCCGGACAGUCGACGAAUUUCCGCAGUCUGCAGAGUACCAAGACAAAUGCCGUGAUUACCUCACUGCACGAAACUUCACUUGGCACUUCAACCCACCAUCUGCCCCCCACUUUGGAGGCCUGUGGGAGGCUGGAGUAAAAUCAGUCAAAACAUUACUCUAUCCGCUUGAUCUCCAACGACUCAAAUAUGAAGAAUUGACAACGUUGUUAACUCGGAUCGAAUCAACAUUGAAUUCCCGUCCGUUGGGCGCUCUGAGUCCCGAUCCAAAUAACUUUGAGGUUCUCACACCCAGUCAUUUCUUGACACUCAUGCCCAGCACAGCCACUGUUGACCCAGACCUCAGCUCAAUUCCAAUGUCCCGAUACCAGCGCUGGAGACUUAUCAAGGACCUACAUCACCAUUUCUGGAACCGUUGGCAGACGGACUUCUUACAGACCCUGCAACGGUGA
Messenger RNA from Rhopalosiphum maidis (corn leaf aphid), 1818 nucleotides. RefSeq lists its product as uncharacterized. Gene Ontology annotation, biological process: DNA integration. The record is from RefSeq and is a predicted model, not a curated record. Gene Ontology annotation, molecular function: nucleic acid binding. Lineage: Eukaryota; Metazoa; Arthropoda; Insecta; Hemiptera; Aphididae.